Didymodactylos carnosus is the source of this 1023-nucleotide messenger RNA. Lineage: Eukaryota; Metazoa; Rotifera; Eurotatoria; Philodinida; Philodinidae. The record is from the annotation of a GenBank genome assembly.
AUGGCGUCAAGUACAAUUCCGACUCAUUACCCUCAACUAAUCGAUCCUACUAGAACACCGUUAGCAUUUCAGCGGCUCGCUGUGCCAAGAUUACGUCGUGAAUUAGAAAGCACAACAUUGCUCACGCGACAACGAGCAUUACGAUCUUUAUGUGAUUAUCUUCAUGAUCCAGAACAUAUUACACCUUGCAUCGAACAAGGUAUUCCUGGAACAUUAGUGAGUAUCUUGAAAGACAAUGAUUCAUUCUGCCGACUCAAAGCUGCCGAAUGUUAUUAUGUGAUUGCAAGUCAUGCUAUCGGGCGCAGGGCGAUGGAGAUGGGUGAUGUUAUUUCACGUUUGUCCGAAUUAUUCGAUGAUAAAGAGGCAUCUGUUAGACGUAAUGUUCACAGAGCAAUAGCGAUGUAUGCUGAAGCUCCGCCAGGCGCUGAGAAUAUUAUUGAAUUGAAAUUAAUUCCAAACUUAUUAACAAAAUUAACAGCAGAAUUAGACGAAAUUAAAGAGAUUAUUUUGAACACACUGCAUUAUUGCUUAAUGAUUGAUAAGGAACAAGCGUUAGAAGCUAAUUGUAUGUCUGUUCUAACAAAUUUAUUAACUCAUCCAACUACAAAAAUCAAAACGCUGGCUGCAUUAGACAUAUUUCAUCUCAGCCUUGCGCUAAAGGGGAAAGAACAAGCUGUUGAUCUUGGAACAAUCGAUCAUUUAGUGGAAUUUUUAGAUUCAGAGUCUGAUGAGUUAAGAAGCAAAGCGGCAGUAGCUUUAGCAUCUAUUGCAAUUAUUACACCAGCAAAAUACUGUGCUAUCAAGGCCGGUGCAUUAUCAAAACUACUGGAUAUGUUAGAUAGUGAAACUACAGAAUUAAUCGUUAAUGCUCUGAAGGCAAUCGUGUGCCUAGCUGAAGCACCUGAAGGACGUAAACAAUUGUUAGACCAUAUUGACAAGAUCGAACCGUAUAAAAAUCACCGCUUACCAAAUGUUGCUAAACAAGCUCAAAUAGCUGCAAAAAUAAUUACAUGGCAACCAUAA